Messenger RNA from Drosophila ficusphila, 5666 nucleotides. RefSeq names its product serine/threonine-protein kinase minibrain (gene mnb). The record is from RefSeq and is a predicted model, not a curated record. The coding region runs from base 1262 to 4525 and encodes 1087 amino acids. Gene Ontology annotation, cellular component: nucleus. Gene Ontology annotation, biological process: peptidyl-serine phosphorylation; positive regulation of DNA-templated transcription; protein autophosphorylation. Gene Ontology annotation, molecular function: protein serine/threonine/tyrosine kinase activity; protein serine/threonine kinase activity; transcription coactivator activity. NCBI's taxonomy places the organism in Eukaryota, Metazoa, Arthropoda, Insecta, Diptera, Drosophilidae. The transcript is spliced from 8 exons.
AUAAUAUCCAAUGAGUUUUGUUUCAUGUUACGAAUUGUUCUACAUUUUAUUUUUUCAUUUAAUUCUUAAUUGUUUCCAUACUUCCGAAUGGCGUUCUUUGAAGACAGCCCAAUCAAUUAUACAAUCUUGUAACGCAAUGUAUUAUGCACGUUCUCUUUACUAGGGGUUAAUUACAUUUUAUUUUAAUUUCACAUUUCGUUUGCUUUGUUUUGAUUUCCUUGACUUGACUUGACGACGACGCAAAAGCCGAAACAAAGAAACGAAUUUAUCUGUAUCUUUGCGCGCACGAGACAAGUGCGAACAUUUUUCCGCCCACAAGCCACUUUCCCUGCAUUUUCCCCGCUCCGAUCCACUUCACUCCGCUACAAGUCGUUAUUGAAAUUCCAUUAUCUACAAAAUGCGGAACUUAGUUCCCCUUUCACUGCCCGAAAAACAGCUGUGAUAAAAAACAAAAGGCGGGCGAGAAGUGCGACAAAGAUAUCGCAAAAACGCCUGAGAAAACAGAAAGCGAAUGAAAUAUCUGUUCCUGAUUUUGAGUCAUUAAUCGGAAAGGAACUUCAUGGGGCCAAUAAGUAUUCAAUGUUGAUCAACCUAAAACCGAAAUCAAAAAGUUUCAGAAAUGUUUUUCUGUUUUCUAAAGCCAAUUUUGCAAAUUUGAGUUUUCACAACAAUGAAAUCUAAAAUUUAUUUCAUCGGAUAACGUUACAAAUGUAGAACACCUACAGUUUUUGUUAUGAUAGUUCUUUUUAUAUUUUUUGAAAAGAAUGUUGAAUGGAUGCUGUAAUAUAAACAUCAAAUUCCGAUGCCAGAUCGUCGGACACCCCCAACACAUCGUCAUGAUCAUUAUCAUUAUCAUUAUCACCCUGCGAUCGUGAUGAUCGCUGCAGUUGCUAUCUCUCGUUCGUUAGUGCAAUCUGCAGAAAUGCAGCUAAAAAGAAAAAAGGAAAUGCAAACAAAAAAUACAAAAUAAAAGAGCAGCCAGAAAGCGCGACAGAAAACACGGUUCCGUAUAAAUAAAACAGACGACAAAACGACGAGUGGCAACUUUGGGGCCAGGGAAAAAAACUGCGGCAGUUUGCGCUGAAUUUUCACGCAGCGCAGAUCGCGCUUCAAAAGGCCACGCAAAUGGAUCUGUAGCCCGAGUCAAUUAACUAAUUAAUUAAUUAAUUAAAUAAAUAAAACAAACACGAGCACGGACAAGGGCCACAUAAUAAAACAAUAAAUAAAGUGGAAGCGGGAAGUGCGAGUGCGAGUGCGAGAAAUGUCGACGGCUUUGGUUUACUGGCAGUCCACCAACGGCGGCGAUGCAAUUGACAAGUCCGCCACGGAUUGGACACCAUUUGUCGUCGGUCCACCUGGUGGCAGCUUCAGUUUCGAUGGCAAUGGAAGUGGAAGUUCCAGUGGCAGUGGCAGUGGCAGUUCCAGUGGCGGUGGAAACCUGAACCACCAUCAUCACAGCCAUCACAAUCACCAUCAUCCGCCUCAUUACAUCAAUUAUUUGGCGCAAAUUGGCUGCCAGCAUCGUGUCAGAAAUUGGCCAACGAAUGGCAAUCAGGAGGCGGAUGGCGAUGGCCAUCAAAUCAUAUCGAAAUUCCAGCCGAAAAGUGUUUGGAGCACGGUGGAUGUCGAUCGAAUCGAUGGCAAUCUAUUGGGGGUACAGGGAUCGGGAUCAUCGAGAAGUGAGGAGCGACAAUUUGCUAUGUCCGCUUACGGGUCCAGCGGGGUCAGCGUCGCCGUCGCCGUUGACGCCGCUCAGGGCAGCGGAGGCGGGGGCGGGAGACAGCGCCACGCCCCCCUCUACGGACGAUUCGUCGUCGAGGAGGAUCUGCCAGCCCCGCACCGAGAUGUCAUGCACCAUCACUCUAGUCCCUCGUCUUCGUCGGAGGUGCGUGCCAUGCAGGCCCGGAUUCCCACCCACUUUCGGGACCCCGCCUCGGGACCUCUGCGCAAGUUGAGCGUCGAUCUGAUAAAGACCUACAAGCACAUCAACGAGGUUUACUAUGCGAAAAAGAAGCGCCGUGCCCAGCAGACACAAGGCGACGACGACUCGUCCAACAAAAAGGAGCGAAAACUGUAUAACGACGGCUACGACGACGAUAAUCACGACUAUAUAAUCAAGAAUGGCGAGAAGUUUUUGGAUCGCUACGAGAUCGACUCGCUGAUCGGCAAGGGCAGUUUCGGCCAGGUCGUAAAGGCCUACGACCACGAGGAGCAGUGCCACGUGGCGAUCAAGAUAAUUAAGAAUAAGAAACCGUUCCUAAACCAGGCACAGAUCGAGGUCAAGCUGCUCGAGAUGAUGAACCGGGCGGAUGCCGAAAACAAAUACUACAUCGUUAAGCUCAAGCGGCACUUCAUGUGGCGCAACCACCUGUGCCUGGUGUUCGAGCUGCUCUCAUACAACCUGUACGACCUGCUGCGGAACACAAACUUCCGGGGCGUUUCGCUGAACCUCACGCGCAAGUUCGCCCAGCAGCUGUGCACCGCACUGCUCUUCCUCAGCACGCCCGAACUGAACAUAAUUCACUGUGAUUUGAAGCCCGAGAACAUCCUGCUGUGCAACCCGAAGCGCUCGGCGAUCAAGAUCGUUGACUUUGGCAGCUCCUGCCAGCUUGGCCAGCGGAUCUACCACUACAUCCAGUCGCGCUUUUAUCGGUCGCCCGAGGUGCUGCUCGGCAUCCAGUACGACUUGGCCAUCGACAUGUGGUCGCUGGGCUGCAUCCUGGUCGAGAUGCACACCGGCGAGCCGCUCUUCUCCGGCUGCAACGAGGUGGACCAGAUGAACAAGAUCGUCGAGGUGCUGGGCAUGCCGCCCAAGUACCUGCUCGACCAGGCGCACAAGACGCGCAAGUUCUUCGACAAGAUCGUCGCCGAUGGCUCCUACGUGCUGAAGAAGAACCAGAAUGGACGCAAGUACAAGCCGCCGGGAUCGCGCAAGCUCCACGACAUCCUCGGCGUCGAGACGGGCGGUCCGGGCGGACGGCGUCUAGACGAGCCUGGCCACUCGGUCUCCGACUAUCUCAAGUUCAAGGAUCUGAUACUGCGCAUGCUCGACUUCGAUCCCAAGACAAGGGUCACGCCCUACUACGCCCUGCAGCACAACUUCUUCAAGCGCACGGCCGACGAGGCGACCAACACGAGCGGCGCGGGCGCCACAGCGAACGCGGGUGCCGGUGGCUCCGGCUCCAGCGGAGCAGGGGGAUCCACUGGCGGCGGUGGCGGUGGCCUAGGAACAAACAGCGGCAGCGGCAGCGGAGCGGUCUCCUCAUCGAGCGCAGCGCCACCGACGGCGGCGACAGCAGCGGCCACGGCAGCGGGUUCGGGUUCGGGCUCCGGAUCCGGUUCGAGCGUCAGCGGAGGCUCCUCCGCGGCGCAGCAGCUGCAGCAGCAGCAGCAGGCGAUGCCGCUGCCCUUGCCGCUGCCGCUGCCACUCCCACUGCCGCUGCCCCCGCUCGCAGGACCUGGGAGUGCGUCGGAUGCCCAGUGUCACGGCCUCCUGAUGCACUCGGCGGCGGCCAACGCGAUGAACAACUUCUCCGCUCUGAGCCUGCAGAACACCGCCCAUCCGCCGCCGCCGCCGCUGGCCAACAGCCACCACGGCAGCAACAGCCUGGGCAGCCUGAACCACAUCAGUCCCGGCAGCGGCGGUGGCGGUGGCAACAACUCUCGCCACAAUCGCCUCUACGGCGGCAACAUGCAGCACGUGGGCCACCACAUCAACAGCGGCAACAUCAAUAGCAGCAACAUCAACAUCAAUAGCUGCAGCAGCAGCAGCAGCAGCAGCAAUCACAACAGCAUCAGCUAUCCGCACGCCAUGGAAUGCGAUCCGCCGCAGAUGGCGCCUCCGCCGCCAAACGGACACGGGAGGAUGCGGGUGCCGGCGAUCCUGCAGCUGCAGCCGGGCAGCUACGCGCCCAGUUCGGUGCCCUACUACGGCAACAUGACCUCCUCCUCGGUGGCGGCGGCGGCGGCAGCGGCUGCGGCGGCUGCCUCGCACCUCAUGAUGACCGACUCGAGUGUGAUCAGCGCCUCGGCGGCGGGCGGUGGUGGCCAGGGCGGCGGCGUUAAUCCCGGUCCGAGCGCAGUGCCGCCGUCGGCCUCCGCCGCUGCCGCCGCCUUCCUCUUUCCAUCGCAGCCCGCCGGAACGCUCUAUGGGACGGCGCCCGCCUCGCUGAGCGAACUGCCGCUGCCGUUGCCGCCACUGCCGCUGCCGCUGCUCAGCCAGCCACUGCCGAUGUCCAUGCCCCUGCAGCUGCCGCCCUCGUCCUCGUCCUCGCUCUCCUCCUCGGGAUCGGGAUCGGGAACGGGAUCAGCUGGUGGGGGUGGAGGCGUUGGGGUCAUUGGCCCGGGACCAGGCGUCGUUGGCCAGCGGCGGCUCAUCAGCGGGCCCGUCUCGCAGGCGGCCAUCAUCGGCCAGAACGCCGGCGGCGGCAGCAACUCGACCACCGGAGCCAGCAGCAGCGACGCCUCCUCGUCGUCGCCGAUGGUGGGCGUUUGUGUUCAACAGAAUCCUGUAGUUAUACACUAGCAUAAACUGAGGCGGGAGCCAAAUAGUUAGUUGCCCUGCCCGCUUAACACACACCACACAUCUUUUUUUUUUUUUGUCACCCUUUGCCGCUCUCUGCUGCUAUUUAUUGCACCGCCACCACCGCCGCCCAACCAAGAACCACAGAUUCACUUGCGCAGCAGAACUCCAGGUGGUCCAAAGUCAUAUGUUUGUGUCUCGUCUAACUAAAAAGCUCCCCAGCAAGAUAGGCUUCUCUAUCAUUGAGUCACCUAAGCUAUCAAAGAUUGUAUCAUAUUGUGAGUGUUGAUUUGAGUUGACUUUCAUCGUUCAUUGUGUUGUGUACUUACUUUCGAAAUUUAUUUAACUUUAGCUUAAUUGAUUUUCUAAGAUUUUUUUUUUUAAUCUUAACACAAAAUUCCAUGUUUUCGAGCUUGGUUUCAAAAUAAUAGUCAAAGUUUAAUGUCAUGUGUUUGUUUCAAAAAGCCUUUGGAUAGACUUCUAAAUGUAAAUGUAAAUGUGUUGAAAUAUUGUCCUUGUACGUUAAAUUAUUUUAAAUCUAGGUAAUUCUAAAAACUGACAAUUUUAAAGCCAAUUAAUGUUACAAACUUUUCAAGUGACUCCUUAAUAAGGCCGUUAAAGCCGAUUUGAAAUUGAACAACUUUUUAUAUAAGAUGUUUUCGAAGGAGAUUUCCUUGUGUGACGAGACACCCGAUUUGAACCACCAUUCUAGAGACACGCCCAAACUAUAAAUACAUUAACAUUAACUAGCUAAAAUUGACCCUCAUGUUCCCGCGAAGCACACAAGAAAACUCACUCACAUGCGGUUUUACUGAAUAGUCACAUCGUGCUCUCACCGCCGCGCCCACAUCGCCGGCCACGCCCUCUUUCGUCCUGGUUGGGGGCGGGGAUCGCGCGUGGGCGAACGACUUGAAGGAUUUUGCAAGCGUUUAUUUUUUUUACAUGCUAGAACCUAUUUUUUUUUUUUGGUCUAAUUAUAAUGUUUAAUUUUAUGAUGUAAUCGUAACGACAUAACUUUACCUUAUAUAAACGAAUCAAAAUUAAACUUUAUUUAAUUGUUAAUUUAAAUUAUGUAAUUUUAUUUGACGAGAAAUCGCUAGUAAUAUAGAAAGCAAACAAAUGCUUUAUUUAAGCAAACCCCAAA